CCACAGGGCUUUGUUAUGCUAAUCUCUGGGUAUAAAAUGAGGAGCAGCUCCUCCAGAGACAUCAGAGAACACUGCUGUCCAGAAGAAGACAUGGCUCCCUGCUCCAGCAGCUACUCCUCCCUGCACCACAUGAGGAUCUCUGAGAAGGACAACAUCAAACUGAGGAAGCCCAUCGUGGAGAAAAUGCGCAGAGAUCGCAUCAACAGCUGCAUCGAGCAGCUCAAACUCAUCCUGGAGAAAGAGUUCCACAAGCAGGAGCCCAACUCCAAGCUGGAGAAAGCCGACAUCCUGGAGAUGACCGUGAACUUCCUGAGGCAGCAGCUGCAGGCGGGCGUCUGUCAGGACAACCAGGGCUUCUCCCACUGCUGGAGGGACUCCAUGCGGUUCCUCUCCGGCUCCGAGGCCUCGGUUCCUCCUCUGCAGGGCCUCCAGAAGCUGCAGCAGGUCCAGAGAUCCAGCAGCUCCAGCAGAGGCCCAGUGUGGAGGCCCUGGUAGAGACUAGCCGCCCUGAGACCUGAGGGGUUCCUGUUCCCCUCACUGUGUAGGAAAUCUGUUUCCAUCCUGCUCUUCUCCAGCAGGUCUCCUUACCGUCUCAUCACAUUGAUGGACAAAGUCGAAGAGAAGACUCUCACUCACUGAAGAUGCUUUGACUCCCAGUGUUUCCUUUAACCCUCCUGUCAUCCUGCGGGUCAGACUGACCCGUUUUAAAGUUUGAAAAUGUACGAAAAAAAUUUUCACAGUGAAACCACAUUUUCAACAUUUUUGGGAAAUUUUUGGUGGAAAAAAUGUUCAAAAAUGUUUCUUAAGAACAUUCACAAAAAAUGCUUCUUAAAAUAUCAGAAGUUUUACUGGUAUAUAUGUAAUCACUUUAGAUAUUUUUAGGAUUUAUUCGGAAGAUUUUUACUCAUUCUUUGAAAAUAUUUAUAAGAAUUUUCUUACUGAAUUUGGGAGAUUUUUUAAAAUAAAAUUUUUAAGGGAAAAUUUUCAGGAAUUAUUGAAAUUUUCUUCCUGAAAGUUUUUGCAAAUUUUCAGAAAUUUGGUGGGAGGUUUUUGCUGGAUUUUUGGAUUUCAUACUGACCCAUUUUAAAGUUUGAACAUGUAGGGGAAAAAAUUAUUCAAUGAAACUUCUGAUGUCCACAUUUUCAACAUUUUUGGUAAAGAAAACAACAAAAACAUGAGACAGAUGACAAAAAGACAAAAAAAACACAAGACAAAAGAUGACAAAAAUAAAACAAAAUGACAAAACAUGAGAGAACUGACAAAAGCCAGCCAAAAAAAAACAACAAAAAAGAGACACAAAAUGACAAAAAUCAGACAAAUGACACAAAACAAAACAAAAAAGAGACAAAAUUUUAAACAUUUUUUGGUGGUAGGAAUUAUUAAAAUUUUCUUCCUGAAGGUUUUGCAAAUUUUCAGAAAUUUGGGGGAUUUUUUUGGUGAAUUUUAGGAUUUUUUUUUUCAGACGAGGAAACAGUGUUUUUGCUAAAUGAGGACAACAGGAGGGUUAAAGCUGGAGGCUGAUUCUGAGUGACGACGGUUUCUGUCAGAUUUUGUGAAGCGAUUGUUUACUCCAGUGGAGUUUUUCUGAGGACUGCUUGAUGCACCAGUUUCUGCUGUGUUCUACUGACAGCUGCUGUUGAGAAUAUUUCUCUCUGUUGUGUAUUGUCUAUGCCAAAUGUCAUGUGUGAGGAUGACGGUGUGUGUUUGUGUGGACGUGGAUAUUAACAUUUUUGUGAUGUUCCUGUUGCUUUUUUGCUAUCACAUUUAGGCUCUUAAAACCAAUUCUUUUUAACGUUUGUAUGACAAUUAACAAUAAAAAGACACAAUCAUUGAAGAAAA
Messenger RNA from Acanthochromis polyacanthus (spiny chromis), 1839 nucleotides. It is a transcript of the gene her12, whose product is annotated as hairy-related 12. Gene Ontology annotation, molecular function: DNA-binding transcription factor activity, RNA polymerase II-specific; RNA polymerase II cis-regulatory region sequence-specific DNA binding; protein dimerization activity. Gene Ontology annotation, biological process: regulation of neurogenesis; anterior/posterior pattern specification; regulation of transcription by RNA polymerase II. The record is from RefSeq and is a predicted model, not a curated record. Lineage: Eukaryota; Metazoa; Chordata; Actinopteri; Pomacentridae. Gene Ontology annotation, cellular component: nucleus.